AUGCUGGAAAACGGGAGAGGCAUUCAAAAUCAGAGUGCUCCAAUCCACGCCUUAUUAUCCCCAAGCCAAUGGACAGGCAGAAUCAAGCGACAAAUUGAUCAUCAACAUUAUCAGAAAAUGCUUGAGAAGAAUCCAAAACAAUGGCAUGAGAAGCUGUCAGAAACUCUGUGGGCAUAUAGAACUUCAAAAAGUGAAGCAACUGGCACGACUCCCUAUGCGUUAACCUACGGUCAUGAUGCAAUUCUGCCUAUGGAGAUAGCUGUUCAGUCCCUCAGAAUUGCUCACCAACAUAACUUAGUAGGAGAAAACUACUCCCAGGCCAUGCUGUUGGAACUGGAAGGAUUAGAUGCAAGCACAAGAGUUUUGAAGAAGGAGAGAUAG
Molecule: messenger RNA, 381 nt
Organism: Prunus mume (Japanese apricot)
Lineage: Eukaryota; Viridiplantae; Streptophyta; Magnoliopsida; Rosales; Rosaceae
Source: RefSeq, a predicted model, not a curated record